Molecule: messenger RNA, 1443 nt
Organism: Peronospora matthiolae
Lineage: Eukaryota; Oomycota; Peronosporomycetes; Peronosporales; Peronosporaceae
Source: the annotation of a GenBank genome assembly
AUGGAGUACCGCGUGCGCAAGCGGAAUGUGAGUGGCGCUGGUCGGCUGCCGCGCUCGCUCGAGGAGGUUCUGCCCGACGCGACUGUCCGUCGCUUCCUCCUGCGCGCGGGCUUCCGCUCGAGCUCGGACCGCGCUGCCGCCGAGGUGCGUCGCCACGUGCGCGACUUUUUCCGCCGCAUCAUGGGCUGCAUGGUCGUCAUGAUGCAGCACGACGGCCGCCGCAGCUUCCGUCUCAUUGAUGUGAAGCGCGCGUGCGAGCACUUUGGUAUCCGCAUGUAUGGCUACGACGAUAUUUGCCUGCUUGCUGCUCGACGUGCGUGUGGGCCUGAGGUGUACCACGUGACGGAGUUGGUGGAGAGCCAUUCGCUGUUCAGUCGGCCAGUGGACGCACCGGAGGAACCGGAUACGGAGCCUGGCGCGUGCUAUACGAAGACGAGCUUUGUGGCCAACUUUUCGUCGUGGAAGGAAGACGCGGGGGAGACAGAAGACGAUGCGAGUGAGCUCAGUGAGUGGUCCUUCUCUGCUGAUAGUGAGUGUGAGCCAGGAGAGGAGGAGGGAGUGGAUGUGAAGAUGUCGCACCAGUCGUGGCUAUCAGAGGAAGAGGAGUUCUUGGCGUCGCUGCGUGACGCCCAGGACUUGGUCGACCAGAAGUUGCUGCAAGAACCUGAAGGCGUGGAAGGAGACGAUGUUGAGGAUCAACCUGGUCAGGGGUACUACUCGGACUACGAUGAUAGCUACGAGCCGGAGGUUGUCAAGAGACAGCAAACGCACGACGAAGACGAAGAUUUGCAGUGGAACAAAGACGGAGAGCUGCACGUGCUGCAGGAGAGAGAGGACAGCGACCCUGCCGAGCUGCGGAGUUCCCGAGAGAAUGCCAAUUUGUACGUUAUCUCACGCCAAGAGUUUCUGCGUGUUUAUCGCACACUUCUUGGCCUGACGAUGAGUCUCGGCGAGCUGCCGAUCAGUUCGGUGGCGCUGAGCGCCCUGCACAACGCGACGGAACAGUGUCUCCAUCGCUCGCUUACUGAAGGGUCGCUCCAUUACCAACUGGUUGCUAUUCUGAAAGAACAGGAACGCGAUCACUCGGUAAGUCGGCUCGAGUCUGAGCUUCACUUACAGCGCGAGAAGGUAAAUGAGUUGUGUGCGAUCAUUACUGCUAACAAGAACGCGUUCAAGGCUAAGGAGUUAGCAAUGCAGCAACAGAUCGAGCAGCUUGAGAAGCAGCUACAAGGCCAGCCUUACGACGUACAGAUGCAGUCCCCUUCUAGCCUCAAGAAGAAGGCGUCUACGACAAAGCGGAAAGCAACGAGUAAGAAACCUCUCACUGCGCGGAAGGGUCUUUCCAAUUCCUCAAAUGGUUCUGCGUCGUCCGUAGUAGGUGCGCUGCGUUCGCGAGAUCAGAACAACUCGGGUGUGAAGAAGAGGAAGGCCAGUCUUGUUUGA